Molecule: messenger RNA, 957 nt
Organism: Leishmania major strain Friedlin
Lineage: Eukaryota; Euglenozoa; Kinetoplastea; Trypanosomatida; Trypanosomatidae
Exons: 1
Coding region: 1-957 (318 amino acids)
Source: RefSeq, a predicted model, not a curated record
AUGGGCAACCGCGUCGGCGACGAGGCUCGCCAGCGCAACAGCGUCGCUGUACACAGGAUCUUCGACAGAAACGCCGAUCAGCGUGCCCGCACCGCAGCCCAGCUCCACCGCGACCACGGUGAGUGCGCCACCGUGCGGGCGGCGAGCGAUCGCUACGACGGGUGCGAGUCUACGGGACCGUCGCUUCGUGUGUCCUCUACCUCUGCAGCAGCGCUGGUAGGCACCGUCGGCAGGGACGACAGGGGCGUACGACCGGCGUGGUGCGAUCCCCGCUGUGGCAGACUUCUCUCUCGCUCCUCGCUUGAUGUACCCUUGCACGUCAGCAACCAGAUGAAGCCGGCCGAGCACACCGGCGCCCUGCCUCCUUCGCAUCAACAGCCCCUGCUGGCCGGCACGGCGCUGGCGCAGCAGCCAACGGGUGCAGUGCCACCGGAGGACAUGAAUGGUGCCAGUCGCUCAUGCUUCCUCUUCGAGGUCCAAAAAGCUCAGCACGCUCGCGGCAUUGACACAUCGCUAGCGGACGCGGCGCUGACACCCUGCGAGGCGAGGAAAGCACAGCUGAGGGCGUAUCAUCACCAGCAGGCCGUGCUGCGCUACGAGCGAACGAUUCCACGUCGGCGUGUGGUUGAUCCGUACGUGCAUCUCACCGGCGCGCAGGCGGAUGUGUGCUUGGUGGCGCCGAACACGUACACAGCGGAUCGACUCGUAGAACGCAACGGCGGACGAUGGGUGCUCGACAAUCCGCACCGCCAGCAGCUUUACAAAGGUGAGCCGAUCAUGACGCGCAUCAUGCAGGGCGAGUUCUACAGCGAGGGCGCGGCGCGCCGCGCUGCAGGAGUGCCGCGCCAUUGCGUGUUGGCAAAAAACCGCCGCGAUGUGCGUGUGGCGAGUGAGAUAAACCGGGCAGAACGGCAGCGGCGUCAGUCACCCUCGCGCCACUGCGUCUGCUCCAAGUAG